Cydia strobilella is the source of this 1942-nucleotide messenger RNA. RefSeq names its product SH3 domain-containing protein Dlish (gene Dlish). The transcript is spliced from 7 exons. Gene Ontology annotation, molecular function: protein binding. NCBI's taxonomy places the organism in Eukaryota, Metazoa, Arthropoda, Insecta, Lepidoptera, Tortricidae. The record is from RefSeq and is a predicted model, not a curated record. Bases 151 to 1158 code for a protein of 335 amino acids.
GAAACUCAAACUCGUCAAAGUUGUUUUGUGAACUUUUCUUGACAUGUAAAUGUAAAACUGUAAAUCAUUUAUUACACAAAAGAAAGCGUAAUAUCGCAAUAAGUAUCUUAUAAUUCAGUUAGUAAUGUAUUAAAAUUAUCUUUAGUCAAUAUGGCAUUCUUAUGUCCAGUGAGAAUAAGACGGGGGAAGAAAAAGAAAUCAAGCAGUGGAGACUCAGACAAGGACUUAUCCAGACCAGGCUCAGGGCUCAGCCCUGGUAUGGGCCGGAUCACUGGAUCAGCAAGUAUAGAGACCUUAGUGAGAGUUGGUAUAGAGAAGGAACAUGGUCUAAGUCCAGAUUCUAAAAUGGUGGUGCUGCAUGAUUUCGCACCCUGCGUUGAUGAUGAGUUAGAGGUAAAACGCGGUCAAAUUGUAAAUGUAUUAUAUCGAGAAAAUGAUUGGGUGUAUGUGAUAGUGGCGGAGUCACGAAGAGAGGGCUUCAUACCUCACUCAUACUGUGCGCCCUGCGAGCACCAUGACUUGAAGAAGAAAUUACCGAGGAGUAGAUCACCUGCUGAUAUACAACACAGAGAUGUUUCACAAUUAUCAGUCUCAGACGGUGCAACAAACGAUGGGCACUCAGAGCUGGGCAGUGAGGGUGAGGCCUGUCCGUUCAGCAAAGAUCCCUCGGGCAGAUAUGUGGUGUUGUACACCUUCACUGCCAGGGACGAAAAUGAUGUUGAUGUUGAAAGAGGGGAGUUUGUUACAGUUUUGAACAGAGAAGACCCAGACUGGUACUGGAUCGUGCGAAGUGAUGGACAGGAAGGUUUUAUUCCUUCAGGAUUUGUGUAUCCUGCUGUGGUACAAGCGAAUCAGCAAGACAACCCACAGCCGCCACCCCAACAUUCUCCCCCCGCCAACCCCAACAGUACCGUGAUGUCCGCCGUCACCAACAACACGCACAACGACGGCCGCUACCACGGCACGGAGCUAGUCAUGCUGUACGAUUAUAAGGCGCAGGCGCCGGACGACCUGUCGGUGAAGCGCGGCGAGUGGGUGUACGCCGACCUGACGCAGCAGACGGUGGAGGGCUGGCUGUGGGCGCACGCGCCCAAGUCGCGCCGCUCCGGCUUCAUCCCCACCGCCUACGCGCGCGCGCCACACACCACCACCCUCUGACUGACACCUACACUUACUGCCUACAGACUGUUUAUGGUCGCCAGAAUUAACUUCCGUUGUUGGAUAUUAUUAUUAUAUGGCGGGACUCGCCGAUUGCCGAAAAAAAAAUGAUUUUUUUUAUGUUUGAAAUAAACGGCUCGGUACUUGUUUGGCCGCCGCCUUAGGCGAAUGCCUCGAGCGAGGCAUACUACACGACGAGUUGUUUCUCGCGGAAACUCUGUUUAUAAAAUCCUACUCGCGAUGACCACAGCGAUAUUGGGCUUUGUUAUACCUACUUUAUAGUGGUCGUUCACAGUAGGUUACGACAAGAUUUAUCGUCACGUCACGACACAUCAGAAAAUGCAUGAGAUAGACGAUUUUAUAUUAUUGUCGAUGACAUUGUCCAUGAUGGUAUAACUGUAUACAAUCUAUGCAUUUUGGUCCCCUGCAGAGUCGCAACGAUAAAUUGUGUCGUUACCGUGGACGACCAUAAAGUAUAAAAGCGCCUAUUGGCCAUUAAAAACCGUAAUAGUUAUAUCUUUUAUAAUAAUUGUUUAAGUAAACAGUGCCUUCAACUUAGCCUUUACAAUACUAUAGCCAUAUUUAGACCCAUGUAAAAUAUAGGUAAAUUCGUCUUCCAACAUAUUUUCAAAUUUGACGUAAACAUUAAUUUUAGCUAGUGUAAAAAUAUCCGUCCAAAAUUGAUUGAAUCUCAUAUUACGCUUUAUGUUUUAACUUUUUUUAACAUAGUUGUAAGGGAUUAUGUAAUAUCAUUUUGAAAUAAAAUAAUUAGAUACAUACAUAA